Messenger RNA from Micromonas commoda, 4281 nucleotides. It is a transcript of the gene WDR6, whose product is annotated as wd-repeat protein. Gene Ontology annotation, biological process: tRNA methylation. The record is from RefSeq and is a predicted model, not a curated record. The transcript is spliced from 2 exons. Gene Ontology annotation, cellular component: cytoplasm. Lineage: Eukaryota; Viridiplantae; Chlorophyta; Mamiellophyceae; Mamiellales; Mamiellaceae. Gene Ontology annotation, molecular function: protein binding. The coding region runs from base 1 to 4281 and encodes 1426 amino acids.
AUGCCUUCAAAAAGUGUACAGCGGGGCUUAUAUUUAGGAGAUGUGACAGCCCUCUGCACGCUGGAGCAUUCGUCAACGCCAACGCAGCCUCGGAACACCUCAACUUGUGGUGAAAAUGAUUUUCAGGAAAAAGAUAGACGCGGCCAUACCCUUCUCGCGGGUAUUGGGGGUUCCGUGCGCUGGUACGAUCCUUUCAGAAGCGGGCAAGAGGCCAUUUUGCUGGUUUCUUCGGUCUUUGACUCUGGGAGGAUUCACGGCAUCGUCCCGGCCCCUCCCUUUGAUAAGUCGUAUCCUGUCACACACUUCCACAUAGGUAAUAAAGUCUCGCGCCCUUCUUUCAUAAGAGCGCUGGUGAUCUGGGGGGAAAGACGCGUGAUCCUUGCUGCAAUCCAAUGUGACGACUUAAAUUUCGUCAAAGCCCGGCUUGUGCGCAGUGUGGCUGUCCUGCCUCUUCUUGCUCACUGGGUCCAUGACGUAAUCCCACUUUCGCACGACACUGUAAAUUAUGGGCAACCGACUGUUGCUGUCGGCCUGGCCGAUAAUUCAGUUGAACAAUGGAAUAUGCCGACGCGAGCAACAGUCAAAGUCGGCGUGACUAUCGAGCCAACUUGCAUUCGCCGCAUUGAGUGUGCAAUGCGCUCAGUACUUUACUCGCUUGCACUGUACGGCUCCUCGAUGGAUGAUUUGAAGGUUGCAGGUGGCACAAUUUUCAACGAAAUCCAGUUAUGGGCACCAAGCGACGCCAGAAAUAUCGGGAUGCAUGUUGAGCGUGCUUGCUUGGCAAGAGAACGACCAAAACCUUGGGCUGCUUUGAGCGGACAUGAGGGAAGUAUAUUGAGAGUACGCUGGGCGUCCGAUGGCGGCCAUGUUUUCUCCACAUCUGAUGAUCGCACAGCUCGCAUAUGGCGCGUUCCAUCUCGGCAUAAAAGAGACUUAGAUUCGAACGGAACUACGCCUGGAAUCAAUAAAAAGUCGGGGGGGGUAGUCACGCUGUAUGGACACUCAUCGCGCGUUUGGGAUUUGCACGUGACGUCUUUGUCAAAAAAAACUCUGGUGGUCACAGCAGGAGAGGACUGUACCGUCAGGUUGUGGAAUGCACCGUCAUUUUCAUCUCUUGGCAAGAUCUGCAAAGGCAAAGGUGAUGAUUUGGAUCUUGUCGAUGAUCUGUUUGUCGACGAGCCUUUGGCUAUCCUCCGUGGACACAGGGGUCGUGGCGUGUGGCGUGCAAUGACAAUGCUCUCGCCAUCGGGAGAGAAGUUAUUGGUCACAGCAGGGGCUGAUGCUUCAAUCAAGUUAUGGGACAUCCAGCAGUAUAUCCGCUCCAGACCAGAGAGAAAUGAGCAGAUUAGAGAAGCGUAUAUAGCUCAUCAACAAGACGACGAAUCUGUCAAUGUGCUCCCCGCCACAUUGCGUGCUCGCGCAUUGCCCGACCAAAAUGCAGAUUCAGAAUCUGAUCUGCACGCUGGACGUAAAUGCUGGGCAGAUGUAAGCAACUAUGAAAUAAAUCAUUACACCAGCACCCUGAAGGAUCAUUUGGGCAAUAGUAAAGGUGAAUAUAUCCGUGUCAUCUGCUUGUCUGACCAUCUGACAUUGUACGUUGCAACUAACCGUGGUCGCUUGUAUAUGGUUAAUGUGACAAAAGCUGCAAAAAAUGUGUGGCAUUGGCGAGAAAUACAUCGUGUUAAUCAUCGUGGACCUGUAAUAGGUCUUAUCCGCGUCACGUACUUUGGGGAUAUCAGUGCUCCUGGCUUGAAUGAACACGAUCUAGUGCUCGGAGACAUGCAUGGUAUGAUUUCAACUAUGAAGAUUAGCUGGAAUAAUGAUGAUAAUGAUGAUAAAUUGGUCAGUCACAAAUCGUCAGGAUUCGCGACUCAAAUCCAACAAUCAUGGCAAGCCUGCGAGCCUAGACGCCUCUUAGAUGUCUUUUCUGGCACUGAUAACACGAGCGAGAUGACAGAACACCUGUUCACAUCUGAGGUCGGAGGAAUCGUAAAGUGUUGGAAGCGCAUGUCCACUGCUUCGUUCACCGGCGCUGAGUGUCAGGCAACGUGGUCGAUGCUUGGAAUUGCUCAAAUGCCAUUUAAGCAGCGCGUUUUGGCAUUGAGUUAUCAUUGUGAUAAACGGCUGCUGCUUUGUGGUGACCAAUCCGGUAACGUCGCCGUCUUCGACGUCAAUGUGCUGAGUGGAUAUCCACAUUUUCAUCAUGGAACGAUUAAAUCGCCGUUCGGCCUCUUGGCGGUAUCACAACGAGCACAUGGCAAAAACGCGAUUACUCUUGUGGCAAUACGAAAUGUGAGGAACAAUCAACGUAAUUUUUUUAGCAAUUCAGAACAUCAAAUACCAGUGGAAUUUCUCACUGCUGGGCGCGAUGGUUGGCUCCGCACAUUCACCCUACGUCCCAUUUCCGAGCUUGUUCAAAGCCAUGAUGAUCAGACAAAUAUUUAUGAUGAGCAGCCAAUGUUAUCUAUGCCUAUGACGAAACGAUGGCAUGCAAAAUCACGAAAGCAAUUAAUUAGUGACACGCAUUCAUCUCUUUGUUUGGCCAUGGGAGCGCCCAAUUCAAAUGUUAACUCACCCGCUCCUCUUGCACCAUAUUAUUUCAUAUGUGUCACAAAACAGCGGGUUCCGGAAAUCUCAACGAUGCAUGCUCUCAGAUGGGGCAAGGACCAUUGGUUACAGAAAGCCAAAAGAUGGCCUGUAGGGAAUGCAAAAACAGAUUCAUUAUGCAUCGUGGCAGGCUUCAAAGAGACAGAAUUCGUCGCCAUCAACAUGUUUUCACACCGCGAGCUUCUCCGAGUGCAAUGCGGGGGCUGGCAUCGGCCACUCUCCUUGCUCAUCGACGGUGAUAAUCUUGCAGAAAUAUCUUUUGCUUUUGUAAAAGGCGAUGAACUAAGUUUAUUUCAUAGUCUUCCAAGGACUUUCGGCAUCAAACCCACUGAUGGUGAAUGGAGUCUCUGCGAGUUGAAUGGUUGGUCACAUGGGCGUGAAAUUCAUGCAGUUCGCAUUCUUCCUCCUCCAGAUGUUUGCAGUGAACAUUUUGGAUUGUUGACGGGCUCUGAAGAUGGCUCAAUUAUAUGCCAUCAUCACACGAGGACUUCGUCUGGCCAAAUGAUGCAUCGAGAAGAAGAAAUUGGCAUGCAUAUUGGAGGCAGCGCGGUACGGGCGAUUGCUUUGUUCCCUGAAUUUCCCGGAGGCGGGCUCGUCGAUAUCGUGCACAACACACGCUCGUACAUCCUUCUCUCAGCCGGCGCAAAAGAGGUUAUCAUGGCUUGGCGUAUUGUGUGGAUUAGAGCUGAUGAAUGUGAACUGCAUUUCAGUGAAGCUGCACAAUAUGAUACGUGGGACAUUCGCACAACACUCUUGGGAGCGAGAGAGCAAACAAAGGAGUCAAAGACGUCGAAUCAACGAUGCAUGGCUGUAGUCGGCUUUGUGCCAUUACAAUGUAGAUCGCACCAUUGUGCUCUGCAUUCUGUAGGGCUCUCGGCGACUUCGGAUGGAUCUUUGAAAGUUUUGGCUCUUCACAGCGAUGGGAGUUGUGGAAAUUUUGGUGUACAUUUCAAGUUGGUGACUACAAUGCAUCAUUCUUCUCAUGCUCUGAUAUCACUUGCGGUGGUCGCGAUGACCCUCAAUGGCGCUGCCACAUUCGCAAUGGAUGUUGUCGUUCUUGCGUGCACUGGUGCCACGGAUGGCACGAUAGCCAUUUGGGACUUGACUUCAAUUAUUCAUUCUCUUUCGACACAACCCUCUCGUAGCGGAAAUGAGCUGAAAAACUUUCACAAUACAGGCAAACCUGUGGUGUCCCUACCCUGUUUUCAUCAAUCGGGUGUUAAUAGUCUCGCCAUGACUACAUCGACAAACGGGACUCCUGGACGAGUCUUCAUCGCAAGUGGUGGUGAUGAUCAAGUGAUACGGGUGACGCUUAUCCUCAUAAACCAACGGAACACAUUGGAAAAAAACAAUUCAAAUUUCAUUUCAGUUGACGUGCUUCAAACGGUCCACACUGAUUUUGCGCACGGUUCAUCUAUUAAAGGAGUUUGGAUGGACAACAGUGGAACGUUGGCCACAACAUCUCACGACCAGCGUCUACGAGUAUGGAAAGUUAGAGAAGUAGCCAAUCAAGAUUUAGCAAUAGCGGCGGUGGCAGGAAGUUUCGUAGAAUGUCCAGAGCCUGAGACAUUAGAUGCAUGUUUUCUUGGCGGGAAUGUCAACAUUUUAUAUAUUGCAGUUGCUGGACGGGGCUUACAGAUGUUUUGUGUUGAUCAGGGGAGUCUGCGGUCGUAA